AUGGACGAUCAUCCUCAUCAUCAGUCGAUGGCGACACCGGCAGCAGCAAGCAUGAGCAGCAGCAAGAGCAAGACGAAGCUGCAGGGUGGUGGUGAGCGUAGUAGUAGGGGCAGCGGCGGCGGCAACAGUCCGCCGGCGGCAAUGAGGAAGGGGCCGUGGACGGAGGAGGAAGACGCCCAGCUGGUAUGGUUCGUCCGCUUGUUUGGUGAACGCCGGUGGGAUUUCUUAGCAAAGGUCUCAGGUCUGAGGCGCACCGGCAAGAGCUGCCGCCUGCGGUGGGUCAACUACCUCCACCCGGGGCUCCGGUGCGGCCGCAUCACCGCCGACGAGGAGCGCCUGAUCCUGCAGCUCCACGCGCAGUGGGGCAGCCGGUGGUCGCGCAUCGCCAGAAGCCUCCCCGGCCGCACCGACAACGAGAUCAAGAACUUCUGGAGGACGCGCGCCAGGAAGCAGAAGGCGGCGGCGGCGGCGCAGCAGCAGCAGCAGAACAGCCGGAGCAGCAAGACGGCGUCGGCGUCGGCGUUCUCGGGGUCGUCGUCGUCCGUGACUGCCACCACGUCCAGCUGCUCUGGCUCUCCGAGUCCGAGCAGCGGCAGCUGUGGCACGGCCACGUCAUCGUCCGCCGUGACCGUGUCAGCGCUGCGUCAAAGCAGCGGCAGCGGCGACGACGACGCCGAGUUCGACGAGGCAUCUACCACCACCGCGGCAAGCCAGCAUCAACAUCAUCACCACCAGCAGCAGCAGCAGGAGUGCUACGCCUCGGACCACUUCUGGAACGACAUCGCGGCGGCGGAGGCGGCGAGCUACAUGUUGAUCGACGGCUGGGCAGGAGCCGGUCCCGGUCAUCCCGCCGAGCCGCCUUCGUCGCCGGCGUGGGAGUACUGCUCGGAUUACUCGCUCUGGAGGAUCGAUGACGACGAGUACUACAAGAAGAUGCUCGACUCCUCCUGA
This is a messenger RNA of Miscanthus lutarioriparius, 951 nucleotides long. The record is from the annotation of a GenBank genome assembly. Lineage: Eukaryota; Viridiplantae; Streptophyta; Magnoliopsida; Poales; Poaceae.